This is a messenger RNA of Rotaria sp. Silwood1, 412 nucleotides long. The record is from the annotation of a GenBank genome assembly. Lineage: Eukaryota; Metazoa; Rotifera; Eurotatoria; Philodinida; Philodinidae.
AGUUGCUGAAAUAGAAGAACUUGAACUUGAAUAUUUAUUUAAUUAUAUUCGUUAUUUGAAAACAUUUCCUAAAUAUGCUGAUAUGACUGAAGAGGAAAUCUUACGUGAAGUUGAAAGUGAUCCACAUACAUUACGUCAACGAACAAAAGAAAUUUUAAAAGGAAAAAUGUCUGAUUCAUAUGCAGCUUAUAUUGCUAAAUAUCCAAUAAAAAAACAACGUCGACGUGAACAUCCAACAUCACCAAAUAAAUAUCGUAAAUGUUCACGACGAUGUUUUGAUGGACAAUUACGUACAUGGCGUCGUAAUUUACAUCAAUUUGAUGAAAAUAAUGAAUAUAAUAAACAAGAAUUGACAGAUACUAUUGAAAUAAAUAACAUCAAUGAACUUAAUCAACCAACAUUAACAACGUAA